Molecule: messenger RNA, 3146 nt
Organism: Phycodurus eques (leafy seadragon)
Lineage: Eukaryota; Metazoa; Chordata; Actinopteri; Syngnathiformes; Syngnathidae
Gene: tmc2b
Product: transmembrane channel-like 2b
Exons: 16
Coding region: 496-2763 (755 amino acids)
Biological process (GO): vestibular reflex; detection of mechanical stimulus involved in sensory perception of sound
Cellular component (GO): plasma membrane
Molecular function (GO): mechanosensitive monoatomic ion channel activity
Source: RefSeq, a predicted model, not a curated record
CCAAACUGUCCUUCAACUUGAACUGUUAUUAAGUAUUUGCUUUGGUGACUUUUUUUUUUUUUUGCAGGCCAAUGACAGCAAAAGACCAACCAUUUUGUAUUUUAGGUGAAAGUUGAAAUGUAAGAAGAAUUCCCUUUCCAGUGAUCAACAUGCAGAUUUUGUUGCAUGCUGUUCUGCGUUAUCCAUCGAAAGGUUACGUUGACUUACCGUAUCAUGGACCAUUUUGACUGCCGUGGCCAUUGUCCGUUCAAGUGUCGCCCCACGCCGUUUUCUCCCUCUGGGUUGGUGCCCGUCAUCCGACGGCCUCCGCGUCGUCGACGGUCGUCAAGGAGCGGUCCGAACCGUGGCCCGUUUGUGUGUGUAGGCGUGUGCUUAUUUGACCUUCGCAGGUGACUCGGGCUCCCGGCCUCGCUCAUGGAUGGCGAGGAGACAGUCGGAAACAGUCGAAGAGGAAUAACUAAAUAGGACAAAGACGCAAUCAAUGAAUGAGACAAGAUGGCCCCCAAGAAGAGAAACGACGCAACCAUUGAUCUUGAAGACGUUGGCAUGGAGGUGGAUGCUGUCGUCGACGGUGGAAGUGAGGAAGAGGCCAGGCGAAGAAUUAAAAACAGAAGAGCCAAACCUCAGCGUAAAGCCAAGCGGUGCAGUAAUGAAGAGGGAGACGAGGAAGAAGAGGACGAGGCGCCGAGGAAGAGAGGACGAAAGAAGAAAGCUCAGUGCCGGGACGAUGAUGAGAAUGAUGAUGAUGAUGAUGAUGAUGAUGAUGAUGACGACGGAAGUGUGAAAAGCAAACACUCCAAAGCUUCCAGGAAGAAAGCAGCGAGGGAUGAAAGCGAGGAUGAGCGUGAAGAGGACCGCGAGAGGAAGAAAAAGGGAGCGAAGGCGGUGUCGAAAAAGGACAAAGAGGAGCAAGAGAAGAAGGGAAAUGCCGAAGGAAAAAGAGGGAAUGAGAAAGGGGGUGAGAAGGACAAAAAGAAGAGGGGCAAGUUGAGCAGCGGCUCUUCUUCCUCCUCUGACCCUGACGAAGAAUCUCUGUCCGAAGGCGAGAUGGCAGCCCUGAAGGAAGACGUGGAGGAGAAGAAGAAACUGAUUGCCACAUUAAGGAAUAAACCUUGGCGUAUGAAGAAGAGGCUCGUUUUGCUCAAGGAGGCACAAGAAUUCAUUGAAAGGUUUGAAGGAGCUCUCGGGAAAGGAAAGGGGAAGAAACUGUACGCAUUGAAAGUCAUGACGACGAAGAAAUUCAUCAAGUUCAAACGCGACUUUGAAAACUUUAAAACGGCCUGUGCACCCUGGGAGAAGAAGAUCAAGGAAGUCGAAAGUCGGUCCCAUGAUGACAUUCUCUUUGAAAUGAUGCAAUGCGGCUACGUUUUGGCUGCAUUCUCACGGGUCUUCCAUCCUUCCGACUCCAUUCCCAGGAAAACGGUACCCCGAGAGGAGCAGGCGAAAGCCAUGGACUUCUCGGUGCUCUUCGAUUUUGGUGGUUACUGCAAAUAUUCUUUCUUAUUCUAUGGAUACUAUGACCAUCAGCGAACCAUUGGCGUGCUGCAAUUCAGACUUCCGUUGUCAUACCUGCUGGUUGGCGUCGGCAUCUUUGGAUACAGCUUGAUGGUUGUCAUUAGAACGAUGGCCCGAAACUCCAAUGAAGGAGGCGACGGUGCCGAAGAGGGCGGGUUCACCUUCACCUGGAAGAUGUUCACCAGCUGGGACUACCUGAUUGGAAACCCAGAGACAGCAGACAAUAAGUUUGCGUCCAUUACCACCAGCUUCAAGGAAUCCAUUGUCGAUGAACAGGAGAACCGGAAGGACGAGAACAUCCACCUUCGUCGCUUCCUGAGGGUCCUUGCCAACGCUCUGAUCCUGUGCCGCCUCGGAGGCAGUGGUUACCUUAUUUACUUUGUGGUGAAGCGCUCCCAGGAAUUUGCUGACAUGGAUAACGACGAGCUCUCCUGGUUUGAAAAGAACGAGGUGGAGUUUGUGAUGUCUUUGCUGGGCUUGGUGCGUCCUCCUCUUUUUGAAACUAUCGCUGAACUGGAGGACUAUCACCCUCGAAUUGCACUCAAGUGGCAACUGGGACGCAUCUUUGCACUCUUCUUGGGAAACCUUUACACCUUCCUUUUUGAUGAGGUCACUGCAAAACCCUCAUAUGGAGAGUUUGACAUCAGCGGAAAUGUGCUGGGCCUCAUCUUCAAUCAAGGAAUGAUAUGGAUGGGAGCCUUUUCUGCUCCAGGGCCGGUGGGUCUGAACGUAUUGCGUCUGCUGUGUUCGAUCUACUACCAGUGUUGGGCUGUGAUGGCCUGUAAUGUUCCUCACGAGCGAGUCUUCAAGGCCUCGCGCUCCAACAACUUCUACAUGGGUCUGCUGCUGCUGCUUGUGCUCUUCCUCAGCCUGCUGCCAGUGGUCUACACCAUCAUGACUCUGUCUCCGUCCUUUGACUGUGGGCCGUUCAGUGGCCAAGAGAAGAUGUAUGACGUCGUCAUGGAGACUAUAGAACAGGAUCUUCCUUCCUUCAUUGGGAACAUAUUCACGUACGCCACCAACCCUGGACUUAUCGCGCCAGCUGUACUUCUUAUGGUGAUUACACAAAAACUACCUCAUCGAGAAGGGCAGCAAAAUGAAGGGCACCAAAAUGAAGCCAGGGGUGCGCUGACACGGGCCCCUGGACCAAGAGGUCGACCUCCUGGAAAUGCCCGAGGGCCUCGAGGCAAGGGGCAGAGGUCGAGGCAGGCCUCCAAGGCAAUAGAGGUCAAAAUCCAGGUCUACUGAAAGACCUGAAAGACCUAACAUAGCGGAGGUGAUUACGACCGUGCCGAAUUUCAAGUCCACAAAUUCUAUCUACACAGCAACAAACCCAUAUUUCUCGUGUCUGUAUAGAUUCCUCGUCACCCAGGUCAUGCUAAUCUGCAAACGUUCCGUCAAGGCAAUUGGACUCUUCUUGUUUGUUGAAGACGUUUCACUUUGAAUCCAAAAGGCUUCUUUAAGAUUCUCCUUUUACAAACUUUCAGAACUGAAGAAGCCUUUUGGAUUAAAGAUGAAACUUCUUCAACAAACAAGAACAGUCCAGUUGCCUUGAUUUUAACCUUUGCAGAUAUCCCUUGUUUUUACGACUAAAAUCAAAAUAGGGUUAACUGGUCAAAAUAUUUUGCCAU